AAUGCGGUUACACGGUAUGGCCGGGAGUUCUGGCCAAUGCCGGCAGUGCCGGAUUGAAUACCACCGGGUUCGAGCUUGCGCCGGGGGCGUGGCGGAGUUUCCGGGGGACGUCGAGUUGGUCCGGCCGGAUUUGGGGGAGAACCGGCUGUAAUUUCGACGCCGGAAGUGGAGUGGGAAGCUGCGCCACCGGCGACUGCCGGUCCAAUCAGGUGGAAUGCAAUGGCGCCGGCGCAACACCUCCGGCGACGCUGGCGGAGUUCACGAUCGCGUCAUCGGGCGCUAAUAAUAUGGACUUCUACGACGUCAGCCUGGUGGACGGGUACAACUUGCCAAUGCAAGUAGAGGCCAUUGGCGGGACCGGAGCGUGCGGGUCAACCGGUUGCGCCGCGGACGUGAACCGGAUUUGCCCGAAGGAGCUCCGGUCCGGAGACGGGCUGGCAUGCAGAAGCGCGUGCGACGCAUUAGGCAACCCGGAAUACUGUUGCAGCGGCGCGUACGGUUCACCUUCGACAUGUCAACCGUCGAUGUACUCUCAAAUCUUCAUAAAUGCAUGCCCCACGUCUUAUAGCUACGGCUACGAUGACGCCACUAGUACGUUUACGUGCUCAGGCGCCGAUUAUAAAAUUACAUUCUGCCCUCCAACCACAAGUGGACCAGGAGCAUCGAGUGGACCUCCGGCGGCUCCGGCGGUUCCGGCGAGUGGACCUCCGGCGGUUCCGGCGAGUAGACAGCCGCAGGAUGGAUUCCCGACUUUUGGGUGGCCUUGGAGACCUGGAAUCGUAACGGGAGAUACAGCAAUGGCAAUGUCCCACUUUGCCUUGCAUUUUAAGUCUCCACUGACCUUAGGUAUUGCCUUUUUUAUUCUCUCUUUUCUUCACUUGCUCUUAGUAUUAUGAACGAAAUGAACGAACAGAUUAUCCAUUUAUUCCUCCUCAAACGUGUAUCCAAGUCACGUACCAUACAUGGAUAAAAAAAAAAAAAU
This is a messenger RNA of Ipomoea nil (Japanese morning glory), 982 nucleotides long. RefSeq names its product thaumatin-like protein 1. Gene Ontology annotation, biological process: defense response. Gene Ontology annotation, cellular component: extracellular region. The transcript has 2 exons. Bases 288 to 896 code for a protein of 202 amino acids. Lineage: Eukaryota; Viridiplantae; Streptophyta; Magnoliopsida; Solanales; Convolvulaceae. The record is from RefSeq and is a predicted model, not a curated record.